Messenger RNA from Penicillium cinerascens, 3633 nucleotides. RefSeq names its product hybrid sensor histidine kinase/response regulator. NCBI's taxonomy places the organism in Eukaryota, Fungi, Ascomycota, Eurotiomycetes, Eurotiales, Aspergillaceae. The coding region runs from base 1 to 3633 and encodes 1210 amino acids. Gene Ontology annotation, biological process: protein autophosphorylation; phosphorelay signal transduction system. The record is from RefSeq and is a predicted model, not a curated record. The transcript is spliced from 5 exons. Gene Ontology annotation, molecular function: protein binding; phosphorelay sensor kinase activity; histidine phosphotransfer kinase activity.
AUGGAAAGUUCUGUGCGAGAACUUCGUGAUGGUGACCGUCGCGCUCGGGAACUGUACCAUUAUUUUCAACCCGAUAAUCCGGCGCUUCUUCCGACUGGAAAACUUCUCCCGACUGGGAACCCGAUUGGGCAAUGCACCGAUUCGUCGACGACGCUUUCAGCCAAAACCAGUCCAAAUCUUGUGUUGACGGCCCUUGCGCAACUGGCGGCGAUGAAGCUAGGAGUUCAGCGGGCGAUAAUUAGUUUGAUCGACCGGGAAACGCUUUACGUUGUAGCGGAAGCAUCAAAGUCGCUAAAUUUGGACAAAAAUGAUAUCUACGACGAUGAUGGCGACGGUCUCUGGAUGGGCUGCGCACGCGGCCCUGUCUCCGGGACUUUGUGCGAGAAAACGAUUACCUUGAAACCCACCACCGAACAAAAAUACCCAUUCUUCAUUGUGAACGAUUUAAGACAACAUCCGGCCUUUUGCAACAUACCCUGUGUCGCGGAAGCUCCUCACUUCCGCUACUAUGCAGGAACACCAUUGAUCACGACCAAUGGAAUCAAUAUUGGCAGUUUAUACGUGAUCGAUCCUCGACCCAACCUGUCUUUGACCGAGUCCCAGAAAGAAGCACUCGGUACUAUAGCGGAUGCAGUUAUGGAUUAUAUGGAAACGUCACGUCAAUCACUAGAAGCCAAUCGCUUGGCCAAGGUGCUUUCGGGUCUCAAUUCAUUUGUACAAGCUGAAGCCAACUCCGACACCUCCAAGAAACCGGCAUAUCAGAGUACCGACCUAUCGGGUAAAGAUCCACCCCACGCACAACAGCCCUUGGAGGGCGAAAAAGAACACUUCUCUAUCAAAGAUACGAACAAAGGCCCUCCAGUGCGCUCCAGAAGUCAAACGAAUAGUGCGGAAGAUUCCGACGACUUAUCCACCGAUACCGCCCCUUCUCCUCCUCUUCUAGAUCGCGAAACCCGAAGCCAAAAGGUCCCGACCUUGCCAUCCAAGCACACCAGUAGCAGGAUACAUCGGACGUUUCAACAUGCCGCCAAUAGCAUCCGGCAAAGUCUAGAUCUGGGUACAAACGGUGGCGUCGUCAUCUUUGGCACUAAUGCACGUGCGGAGCCUGAUUCUCACAAUGACGCGGAGCCAAAGUCGAGACUCGCCAAUAUUUGGGCCAUUUCGGAUACGCAGUCCCACGAUGAAAAUGGCGGCGUGUCACAUCCACACCCGGCAGCUCAGAUGGAUCUACAUUUUGUUCGCCGAAUCUUGCGGCGUUACCGGGGCGGGGGGCUCUGGAAUUUUCACCAAGACGGAACAGCCUUCUCAUCUGACGAGGAUGAAGUCAGCACCGGUGAACGGGAUGUGGGCGGUCUCUCUCCACCUCAGCUGUCGCUCCACCCACACUCAUUUGGUGCAUUGCGUGAGAAGGACCUACAGGCCUUGAAGAAAUAUUUUCCUAAUGCGAAGAGGAUUAUGUUUGUUCCUCUCUGGGACUCAUUCAAUUCUCGAUGGUUUGGAGGCUGCUUCAGUUGGAGCUGCCUCGAGACCCGCGUUUUCAGUGCCCAUGUCGAGCUGGGUGGGUUUUUUGGAUUCGGUUCUUCCUUGAUGGUCGAGUACAGUCGCAUCCAAAGUCAGGAGUCGGACAAGAAGAAGGACGACUUCAUCAGUACCAUCUCACACGAAUUGCGCAGUCCGCUGCAUGGGAUCCUAGCAGCCAAUGAAUUCCUAGCCGAGUAUGUGGAGUCAGAAUUCGCAAGGAGGCUGCUUGAUACGAUCAGUGCUUGUGGUCAAACUCUGCUUGACACGUUUGAGCAGAUUUUGGAUUUUGCCAAAAUCAACUCUUUCGAAAGCAAGCGACAGCGGUCUGGUUCCAGUUCCCCGUCUCCUAGAACUCGACAAAGGAUCAGCAGCGGUGACAUUUCUCAGCAGCCUUUCCGGCUUCUCAAGAAGGUCGAUGUCGUCGCAGUCAUUGAAGAUGUCAUCGAGAGUGUCUAUUCGGGACAGAUCUUGUCGGGUGCAAUGACUAGUGGCAGUAACGCAUUCGGGAGAUGGUCCUUGGAUACAACAGGGGAUCAUAAUGGUACAGCAAAAGUUACCAAGCUUGAACGACUCGAUGUUUUCAUCGAUGCUGCACCUCGGAAUUGGGAGUUUGUACUGGAACCAGGGGCAUUGCGACGUGUUGUCAUGAAUGUCUUUGGAAAUGCGCUGAAGUACACUGAGGCCGGAACUGUUUCUGUUCGCCUUGAGAUCCUGAAAGCCGACGUGAACACCGGCUCAAAACUGUCCGAGGGUGUUGGCUCCCCGGAACUUCUCUUAACAAUCUCUGAUACGGGGAAGGGCAUCUCAAGUCAAUAUCUUCGCUCCGAUAUAUUCACACCCUUUUCACAAGAGGAUGUUUUAUCCCCAGGAACCGGACUCGGCCUGUCACUCGUCCGCAAGAUUCUUCGACCGCUGAAUGGCAAUAUCUCCAUCGAAAGUCAACUCGGGGUGGGCACCACCGUAAAAAUGACUUUCCCUCUUACACAGCCUCACCAGCACAAGAUCCUUGAACCCAGCUCCUCGAUUUCUGAUUCUUCCCUCGAGGCGACCAAUUUAAUCCAGCAAGUAAGGACUGGGCUUGAAGGGAAGUUCCUGCGUUUCAUCACAGCUCAAGAUCCAGCAUUUGUCACUCCUCCCUCAAACCUUACGAUCACAAACUAUUUGACGGAAUGGUUUGGAAUGAAGAUUUGGACUGAAGAGUCCACCGCGCCCAUCGAUUUCUUGCUCGUCAAUGAGCGUGAAUUGGAUCUUGUCGUCAAUACACAACAUGAAUCUUUAAUUAUUGUUCUAUGUCAUCGAAGCCCUAGGACGUGGUCAACCAUUACUGGGCCGAACAAGCUACCUUCAAAUGCCAUAUGCCUCUCUCUCCCCUGUGGCCCUCAUCAACUAGCUCGAACAUUGCUUGGUUCUAUCAAUUGCAUGACACCGAACCGGCCAUUGGGACUCGCUGAGCCCUCGCCGGUCGGAUUCACAGAACAUGUCUCUGAGAUCAACCAUCUCUUGAAGCAUCACAGCCUGUCCAAUACGCAGGUGAUGGGGCCCACUUCGACGCCUGAUACCUUGCACUCCGAGGCAACUUCAAAUAAGAGGCCCUUGAUAACGCAUGAUCGGGACGUUCCGAAAUCCAACCCCCGCUUAAAUUUCUCAACUACACAAAAUGGUUCGCUAGUGGAGAGCGUUAUUUCCCACACGCAUGUCCCCUUGACAACUAAUGCAACCUCUGGCAUUCGAAUUCUUUUGGUGGAGGAUAACGCAAUCAACCUCGCUCUCCUCGAAAAAUAUCUUGCCCGAACGAAACCUCACACCCUACACACGGCCAUCAAUGGACAAAAAGCUGUCGAUGCAGUCCAGGCAACGUCUUCGGGUUAUCAUUACAUAUUCAUGGAUUUGUCCAUGCCGGUCAUGGACGGGUUCGAAGCAACCCGGCAAAUUCGUUUGAUAGAACGCGCGGGACGAGCGGAACACCCUGCCAAGAUCAUUGCACUCACUGGACUGGGAUCCGACGAACAUAUCAGGAAAGCCUAUGCAGCUGGCGUCGACGUCUUUCUCACGAAACCGAUCUCUUUCAAAGAUAUUUUGAGGUUGUUAGAUGGACGGAAAGAUCAAUCAUGA